AUGGGUAACAGAAUCGGUAAUCUCUGCCUCUGUUCCGCCGGAGCCGGUGAUACCUCCGACAGGUUGCAAAACAACUCUACCUUAUUGUCCCAGAAACUUGAUAGAGCUGUUUGCAACUCUGUCAUUUAUGUUCGAUCAGACCCACUUCGAAUCUAUGGCGACGGGGACACGUUAUCUGAUGAGUCCGCGGUCGCCACAAUGAGUUUUUGUUCAGUCUCCAGCGCAGCCGUUAGUGCGAACUCGAUAUCAUCGCCUUCCAUUUUCGUUGAUGACUCUGUUCAAAUGAACACUGUUUUGGAUUCUUCUGCUUCGUUUGAAAGCUUUGGCUCUUUCGUUCCCACAAUGAUUCCUUUGAGUCAUUACGAUCGUAUGACGAAUGGUGAUUCUGUUGAGGAUGAUUCAGAGCAUGAGAAGAUGAAGAAGGCUUGUACUUGUAAGAUCGGUUUGAAGAAGGUUCUGAGUAGAGUUUUUUCCAAUGCAGUAUUUGGAAAAGGCUCGAAUUUUAAGAGAAGUGAUAGUGGUAAUGGUAAUGGUUAUAGAAGAUUGAGUUCUUGUACUAGUUUGAGUGGUGAUGAUACCGCUGCUGCUGAUGGUGGUGGUGGUGGAUGCGAGAAUUAUCAUAUGGCUCGAGGAAAAGGUGGCGAGGAUCGUGUUCAUAUUAUAUUAUGUGAGGAUCAUGGAUGGAUUUAUGUAGGGAUUUAUGAUGGAUUCACUGGCCCUGAUGCGACUGAUUUUCUUCUGAAGAAUAUGUUUGGUGUUGUGCAUGAUGAGCUUAAAGGAUUUCUAUGUAAUCGGAACGGUCAUAAUGAAGAAAGUUUUAGUCACUCUGAUGUGUUGGAAGCACUUUCCGAGGCACUGAGGAAAACUGAGGAUGCGUUUUUGAAGAUAGUCGAUGAAAUGAUUACGCGUAAUCCUGUGUUAGCUAUGAUGGGUUCUUGUGUUUUGGUUAUGCUAAUGAAAGGUGAAGAUGUCUACUUGAUGAAUGUGGGUGAUAGUCGUGCUGUUUUAGCCACUCAGACUGGGAAUCCUUUUCAGCUCACUGUCGAUCAUAACGCUCAUGCGAGAGAGGAGGUUCGUAGAAUCAGACAGGAGCAUCCAGAUGACGCUCUGGCGAUAACUAAUGGUCGAGUGAAGGGUUACUUGAAUAUCACAAGGGCUUUUGGCGCAGGAUUUCUCAAGCAGCCUAAACAAAAUGAUGCGAUGUUAGAGACUUUCAAAGUUAACUACAUAGGGGAAUCUCCAUAUAUAACAUGCUCUCCUUCACUACAUCAUCACAGGCUCUGCUCAAGUGACAAAUUUCUCAUACUGUCUUCUGAUGGACUUUACCAAUAUUUCACCAAUGAAGAAGCAGUUACCAAAGUAGAGUUAUUCAUCACCAGGUUUCCCUAUAAGAAUCCUGCUCAACUUCUCAUUGAAGAAGCACUCUACCAAGUCGCAAAAAAAUAUGGCAUGGAGUUCCAUGAGUUGCUUGAUAUAUCACAUGGAGAAAGAAGACGCUACCAUGAUGACAUUACAGUUGUCAUAAUAUCCUUGGAGGGAAAAAUAUGGCGUUCAUAGGUUUAAAUAUGUUGAUGUGUGACAUAACAAAGUGUCACUAAUUGAAAGUUUAGGGAACUUUCCUUCUUGUUUUGCUUAUCUUUUUCUAUUUGCUAUCUCAUUUUACAAUAAAUCAAAGAUUCCAAAA
Molecule: messenger RNA, 1684 nt
Organism: Vicia villosa (hairy vetch)
Lineage: Eukaryota; Viridiplantae; Streptophyta; Magnoliopsida; Fabales; Fabaceae
Product: probable protein phosphatase 2C 23
Exons: 4
Coding region: 1-1557 (518 amino acids)
Biological process (GO): protein dephosphorylation
Molecular function (GO): protein serine/threonine phosphatase activity
Source: RefSeq, a predicted model, not a curated record